AGAGAAAGAUUCAAAGUCAGCAAAACCAAGGUAAUGGAGAGUGAGACGGAGAAGAAGAAGAAGAAGAAGCAAGUAAUGGAAAUCGAAGGCUACCCAAUCGAUGGAUUAUCCAUUGGAGGGCACGAAACUUGCAUCAUGUUCCCUUCUCUUCGUUUAGCUUUCGACAUCGGCCAUUGCCCACAUCGCGCAAUCUCUCAAGACUUCCUCUUCAUCUCUCACUCCCACAUGGAUCACAUCGGUGGAUUACCAAUGUAUGUUGCGACUAGAGGCUUGUACAAGAUGAAGCCUCCAACGAUUAUAGUGCCCACAUCGAUCAAAGAAUGUGUCGAGAGCUUGUUCGAGGUUCAUAGGAAGCUAGAUUCUUCAGAGCUGAAGCACAAUCUUGUUGGCUUGGGCAUUGGGGAGGAGUUUAUUAUCAGGAAAGAUCUCAAAGUGAAAGCCUUUAAGACAUACCAUGUUAUCCAAAGCCAAGUGGAGUUUCUCAUUGUCUUCUUACUGUUCUUUGGCACAGAGCUCUGUCUCAACUCUGCUAGAGCUGUUGGCUGCAGCGUGGUUAAUAUUGGGACACAGGACGGCCUCAUCUUGUGCUUGGAUUGAUCUCACAACUCAUAAAGAUUCAGCUCCUCGCUGAUCUUAGUUUAGAGAAGAUGCCUCAGCUUAUUGAGUUUGUGGAGGACAACGAUGAUAUAGAAGAAUUUCUGAGAUUACCCCCAGAGAAAGUCUUACUCAAAUGGUUGAACUUCCAUCUCAAGAAAGGUGGUUACAAGAAAACCGUUGGAAACUUUUCUUCGGAUCUGAAGGUAUAUGGCUUUUCAAGUACCAACUAGAUUUAUGCUUUUCUUUCAUUUUUGUUUAAAAUUUAUAAUUAUAAAUUUGUAUUUCUAUUUUUAAUAUGUUUUAUGUCAUAUUUGUAUAAAUUAUAUGAAAUCCAAUAAUUCAACUUUUAAAAUUAAAAAAUUAUAUUUUUAAGAA
Brassica napus (rape) is the source of this 972-nucleotide messenger RNA. RefSeq names its product tRNase Z TRZ1-like. The record is from RefSeq and is a predicted model, not a curated record. Lineage: Eukaryota; Viridiplantae; Streptophyta; Magnoliopsida; Brassicales; Brassicaceae. The transcript has 6 exons. Bases 34 to 597 code for a protein of 187 amino acids.